This is a messenger RNA of Pseudozyma hubeiensis SY62, 2166 nucleotides long. RefSeq lists its product as hypothetical. The record is from RefSeq and is a predicted model, not a curated record. Gene Ontology annotation, molecular function: oxidoreductase activity; metalloaminopeptidase activity. The coding region runs from base 1 to 2166 and encodes 721 amino acids. The transcript is spliced from 5 exons. NCBI's taxonomy places the organism in Eukaryota, Fungi, Basidiomycota, Ustilaginomycetes, Ustilaginales, Ustilaginaceae. Gene Ontology annotation, biological process: proteolysis.
AUGGGCACGGUCCUUGCACCAUGCGAAGCUCCGUUCCGGCCAACUUUUGACGAGGAAGAGACACGAAGAUCAUGGGGAAACAAUUUCAUGGCAGACGUGAUUCAGCCGACGCGCUGCAGGGUUCGGAUGCAUGAAAUCAAUAUCGAGUCGGCUAGACAGCCUAGCCCCUUGUCUGUUGCCAUGCCAUCAAGAGCAUUCAGCCGAGCAGUCUACGCUAGCAACUCAGAAUCCAACUUUGAGCCAUCAAGGCCUUUCGGUCAGGUCGCCAUCGUCACUGGUGCUGGUCAGGGUAUCGGUGAAGCUACCGCAAAGCUCUUCGCCAGCCACGGCGCCCACGUCGUCGUCUCGGACCUCGACUCGAAAAAGGCGCAGGAUGUUGCAUCCCAGAUCACAAAGGCCGGAGGGUCGGCGAUCCCCCUCGCCGGCAACGUCAUGGACAAGGACUUUGGCGAGCGUGUAGUCAAGGCCGCUGUCGACAAGUGGGGCAAGCUGAACAUCAUUGUCAACAACGCCGGUUUCACUGCUGAUAAGAUGGCGCACACCACCGACGACGCCACCUUCCAGCUCAUGCUCGACUGCCACAUCACCGCUCCCUUCCGCAUCAUCCGUGCCGCCGCUCCCUACUUCCGCAUCAAGGACGAGAGCAAGCGCGAGAACAUGGCCAUCGUCAACGUAUCGUCCACCUCGGGUACGCACGGCAACGUGGGUCAGGUCAACUACUCUGCUGCCAAGUCGGGUGUUCUCGGUCUGACCAAGACCAUGUGCAAGGAGUGGGGUCCGUUCGGUGUGCGUGUCAACUGCGUUGCUUUCGGCUGGAUCAACACGCGUCUCACUCAGGCCAAGGAGGCCGGCGCUUCCAUCGAGAUCGACGGCAAGAAGAUCGCGCUCGGUAUCCCGGGUCGACCUACCGGCGGCGACUCUAAGCAGCAGGCGGUCACUGCGGUUGCCGACAUUCCUCUUCGUCGACCAGGUGACGCUGAGGAGGCUGCCGCAUCCAUCCUCUUCCUCGCCAGUCCUCUUGCUUCUUAUGUUUCCGGUCAAAUCCUCGAGAUUUGUGGCACCAUGGCGCCGACAGCUACCACUCAAAGCGACGACAAAGCAGCAGCAGCAGCAGCUGCUGGCAGCUCGUUCACAUUCGAUCCAUUCGCCAGCAUCCGAAGCUUCAAGUACUCGGGCUCGGUCAAGGCGGUCUAUCCUUUGAGCCUAAAGCCAAAGAUCCCGCCAUCGAUUCGAAGGCCCAACUACGCCAGAGAAGGGCUUGCUCGCGAGGUUCUUGAGCUUGCUGCUGCCGCUGCCAAGCCCGGAGUCACAACCGACGAGAUCGACAAGAUUGUGUUUGCGGAAGCCAUUAAGAGAGACUGCUAUCCCAGUCCUCUAGGCUACCACGGCUACCCGAAGAGCGUCUGCACCUCCAUCAACGAGGUCAUUUGCCACGGCAUCCCCGAUCAGCGACCCUUGGAAGACGGCGACAUUCUCAACAUCGACGUCACCCUCUUUCACAAGGGCUACCACGGUGAUCUCAACGCAACCUUCCCCGUCGGCAAGAAGGCAGAGGAAGAUGCCGAGUCGAUGAAGCUCAUCCGUGUCGCUCGAGAAUGCCUCGAUGCAGCGAUCAACAUCUGCGGACCCGGCGUCCCCUACGGCGAGAUUGGCCGGGUCAUCCAGCCGCUGGCAGAAUCUCAAGGCUGCGCCGUCGUCAAAAAUUACACGGGCCAUGGCAUCUCCAACUGCUUCCAUGCAGCACCCACAGUCUAUCACCACGCCACCAAGAAGAGCUACGGCAUCAUGAAGCCGGGCCACAUCUUUACCAUCGAACCCAUGCUCAACCUCGGCACAGAGUGGAGAGAUCUGUCGUGGCCUGACGACUGGACCGUGGCCACUGUCGAUGGUGCACGAUCAGCAGCGGCCGAAGAGACAUUGCUGAUCACCGAGACUGGUGUAGAGAUCCUGACGGCGAAAGGCGGCCCGAGACACAUUGAUACCACGGAGCGACGCAAGCAGCUCGAGGAGGAGAUCAAAGCGCGGGAGGAGAGGAAGAAGCGAAGAAAGCUCGACAACGGUGGUGCGAGCACUCCCGGUUCGGGCGCUGCCACACCGACACCCGCUCCGGAACAGACGAAUACGACCACCAAGAGCGCUUCUGGGCCCGCUGUUCCUGAGAGCUGA